Messenger RNA from Polistes dominula (European paper wasp), 2412 nucleotides. Its product is annotated as piggyBac transposable element-derived protein 4-like. Lineage: Eukaryota; Metazoa; Arthropoda; Insecta; Hymenoptera; Vespidae. The record is from RefSeq and is a predicted model, not a curated record.
AGCGCGCCAUAUCGAAAAUUCAAUUGCAUCAUUUUUCAUAUUAUUUUGACAUUUUUAUUAUGUGGAUUAUAAUCAUGGUUACAGUAUUAAAGUUUAGAAAGAUGUAAUAAUAAUUGAAUGCUGGAAUGCUAUUGUAAGCACAAUACAAUAAGUUGUACAAUGAAGAGAAUUGGAACAACCAUGUUUACUCUCGUUCUGUUCUCAAAUGAUUCUUGCGAGAAAUCGAUUAUACUUCUUGUCACUACCACAAGUUGUCGCCACUAUUGCACCAUUUGUGAUAGAUACUUUAGAAUUUUCUCUACAUUCAUAGGAUUUCAUAAUCAAUGAUUAACACUUGGCAUGCGGGCAACGUAUUUUUACGUUUAACGCAGUCUGUCACUGGAGCGCGGGUCACGUAAAAAUACGCAUUUAGUAAAUUUAUAAUGGAUAGCGAGUAACGUACAAUUACACACCAUACAAUGUCACACAUACAUGUAACAGUGUAUGUAAACAUAAAAAGAAAUUGCUACACAACGCUUUGUAUUGUUUCUUUCCACAAAUUUCACUUGUCGAAUUACUCGGUCUUUUGCUGAAUUACUUGGUCUUCAAUCGAAUUCCUAGCUCCAAAAUGUACAAUCGUGUUUUGUCAAUUUAAUGCUUGGUUUUUUAUUAUUGACUACACAAUUGAUAAAAUGAGCCGUUCUAACAAAAAUAUUGAUGAAGAAAUAUGCGCUGACAGAUUAUCGGACUUUUCAUAUGACAGUGAUUCUGAAAGUCUAGAUACUGCAGAAAGCGACAAUGAUGAAAUUAUUCCACGUUCUCAAGUAUUCAUCCAAAAAAGAAUUUCUAACAGUUCUGAAACAAUUUCUGAUGAAGUAACAGAUGAAUGGUCAUCGAUUGACAAUCCUCCAGUACUUGAAGAGUUUUUAGGUCAUCCUGGAAUAACUGAUAUGGCUAAUGUUCCUGAAUCCAUAGCUGAUGCAGUAAAGUUAUUUAUAGGUGACGAUUUUUUUGCAUAUUUAGUCACGGAAUCAAACAGAUAUUAUUAUCAAAAUAUGGAUCAGUUCAAAAUAUCUCGCAAAAGAAUGAAAUGGAGAGAUAUUACGAUUCCAGAGAUGAAGAAAUUUUUGGGACUUAUUAUUCUCAUGGGACAAGUUCGUAAAGACGCACGAGACGAUUAUUGGUCAACUGAUCCUUGCACAAGUACGCCGUUUUUUUCUAGAACAAUGUCAAGGGAUAGAUUUCGCCAAAUAUGGACAGCUUGGCAUUUCAAUAACAAUGAAAACAUUACAGACGAAUCUGACCGAUUAUACAAAGUCAGACCUAUACUAAAUUAUUUUUCUGAAAAAUUCAAUAACAUUUAUAAACCAAAACAACAAAUAUCGUUACAUGAGGGCAUAAUACCUUGGAGAGGACGAUUGUUUUUUAAAGUUUACAAUGCUGAAAACAUUAUAAAAUACGGCAUACUCAUAAGAAUAUUAUCUGAAAGUGACACUGGUUAUAUUUGUAAUUUUCAAGUAUAUGCAGCUCAAGGAUCACCGUUGAUCGAAACGAUAUACACAGUAGUUUCACCAUAUACUGAUGUCUGGCACCAUUUAUAUAUGGAUAAUUAUUACAACAGUGUCGAUAACACGGAAGCCCUUUUACAAAAAAAAAUACGAAUUUGCGGAACCGUAAGGAAGAAUAGAGGUCUACCGGAGUGCUUGAAAAAAACUAAUUUGAGAAAAGGAGAAUCAAUCUUUCGCAGAAAAAAAGAUAUAUUGGUACAAGUUUGGCAAUCUAAGAAAGAAGUUAGUCUCAUCUCUUCAAUCCAUUCCGCGGAAAUGAAAAAAAGUAGUAAUGUUGAUCGUACUACGAGAAAAAAAAUUAUAAUGCCAAAUGCUUUGAUCGACUACAACAAGUACAUGAAAGGAGUAGAUCGAGCCGAUCAGUAUUUGUCCUACUAUAGUAUUUUGCGUAAAACAGUGAAGUGGACAAAGCGUUUAACUAUGUAUAUAAUGAAUUGUGCAUUUUUCAAUGCAUAUGUAGUAUAUAAUUCGACAAAGAUGCAAAAAAUAAGAUUCAAGAAAUUUUUGCACGACACCGCACAGCAUUGGGUUACUGAUGAACUACCUGAAAUCAACACUGAUGAACUACCUGAAAUCAUCAUUGAAGAACCAGAGCAAAUGAUAUCAAAACGCGACCCUCCUGGAAGAUUAUCCAUGGAUAUGCGCAAACACGUAUUGGAGAAAAUUGUUGGUACAGGGAAGAAGAAAAAUCCACAGAGACAAUGUCGCGUGUGCGCAGCCAAGAAAGUGCGAAGUGAAACGUAUUUCAUGUGUAACUUCUGCGGGGUUCCACUUCACAGAGGAAAAUGCUUUGAACGGUACCACACUGUGAAGAAUUAUUAACGUGUUAUCAGUUAUAUUAUAUUAUAUUGUAUUGUACUUAUUA